GCCAGUCUUCUUGCAGCAGGCGUGUGGCCGGCUGCUUGUUGCAGUGCGCGGUGCGAACUAACACACACGAGUUCGCGGUCAUAGGCUCGAACGAACAUCGAAAUCGACGGUCAGUGCGGUGACCAUGAUGAUGGACAACGGGGUGAUAACAAAUAAUUAUGAGUACGGGGAUGGGUACAUGGAACAAGAGGAGGAAUGGGAGCGCGAGGGUCUCCUAGACCCGGCUUGGGAGAAACAACAAAAAAAGACCUUUACAGCAUGGUGCAACAGUCACCUGAGGAAGGCCGGCACUGGCAUCGAAAACAUCGAAGAUGACUUCCGCAAUGGACUUAAGUUAAUGCUAUUGCUCGAAGUCAUCUCGGGUGAAACUCUACCCAAGCCCGACCGCGGCAAGAUGCGUUUCCACAAGAUCGCCAACGUCAACAAAGCGCUGGAUUUCAUUGCAUCCAAAGGUGUAAAAUUGGUAUCCAUCGGUGCUGAAGAAAUCGUCGAUGGUAACCUUAAGAUGACGCUUGGUAUGAUUUGGACCAUCAUUUUGAGAUUCGCUAUCCAAGACAUCUCGGUAGAAGAAAUGACCGCAAAGGAAGGUCUACUUCUCUGGUGCCAACGCAAGACUGCACCUUACAAGAAUGUCAAUGUUCAGAACUUCCAUCUUUCCUUCAAGGAUGGUUUGGCCUUCUGUGCCCUUAUCCACAGACACAGGCCUGACUUGAUUGAUUACAGUAAACUCUCCAAGGACAACCCACUUGAAAACUUGAACACCGCAUUCGAUGUCGCGGAGAAGUACCUCGACAUACCCCGCAUGUUGGAUCCUGACGACCUUAUAAACACGCCCAAGCCGGACGAACGCGCCAUUAUGACCUAUGUGUCAUGUUACUACCACGCGUUCCAAGGCGCGCAACAGAAUACCGCCAUGCCGGACGAGAGAGCCGUCAUGACAUACGUCUCGUCCUACUACCAUUGCUUCUCAGGUGCUCAGAAGGCCGAAACCGCCGCGAACCGCAUAUGCAAAGUUCUCAAGGUCAACCAGGAGAACGAACGCCUCAUGGAAGAGUACGAACGCCUCGCUAGCGACUUAUUGGACUGGAUACGGCGCACCAUGCCGUGGCUGAACAGCCGUCAAACGGACAACUCACUCGCUGGCUGCCAGAAAAAACUGGAGGACUACCGUACUUACAGGCGUAAACACAAACCACCACGUGUAGAGCAGAAGGCCAAACUGGAGACUAACUUCAACACCCUACAGACCAAAUUGCGCCUUAGCAACCGUCCCGCCUACAUGCCAACUGAAGGCAAGAUGGUCUCAGACAUCGCUCAAGCAUGGAAGGGUCUGGAAAUCGCUGAAAAAGCAUUCGAAGAAUGGCUGCUGAGCGAGAUGAUGCGUCUUGAGCGUCUGGAAUACCUCGCCCAGAAGUUCAAGCACAAGGCUGAUAUCCACGAAGACUGGACCAGAGGUAAAGAAGAGAUGUUGCAGUCGCAAGACUUCCGUCAGUGCAAGUUGUACGAUAUUAAGGCUCUGAAGAAGAAGCACGAAGCCUUCGAGUCCGACCUCGCCGCGCACCAAGACCGCGUAGAGCAGAUCGCAGCCAUCGCGCAGGAACUCAACACGCUGGAGUACCACGAGGUGGGCGCCGUGAACGCGCGCUGCCAGCGCAUCUGCGGGCAGUGGGACCGCCUGGGCGCGCUCACGCAGCGCCGCCGCCUGGCGCUGGACGACGCCGAGCGCGUGCUGGAGCAGAUCGACCUGCUGCACCUCGAGUUCGCCAAGCGCGCCGCGCCCUUCAACAACUGGCUGGACGGCACUCGCGAAGAUUUGGUUGACAUGUUCAUCGUACACACCAUCGAGGAAAUCUCUGGCCUCAUGGACGCGCACGCUCGCUUCAAGGCCACACUGGGCGAGGCGGACAAAGAGUACCAGGCCAUCGUCAAUCUCGUCCACCAAGUCGAGUCCAUCGUCAAGCAACACCAAAUACCCGGAGGCCUGGAGAACCCCUACACCACGCUAACCGCACACGAGCUGAACCGCAAGUGGUCGGACGUUCGCCAGCUGGUCCCGCAACGCGACGGCACGCUGGCGGCCGAGCUCCGCAAGCAACAGAACAAUGAGACCCUGCGCCGACAGUUCGCAGAGAAGGCCAACGCUGUCGGACCCUGGAUCGAACGGCAGAUGGACGCCGUCACCGCUAUCGGCAUGGGCUUGCAGGGCUCUUUGGAAGACCAGUUGCACCGGCUGAAGGAGUACGAGGCAGGAGUAUACGCAUACAAGCCUCAUAUCGAAGAGCUCGAGCGUAUCCACCAAGCAGUACAGGAGGGCAUGAUCUUCGAAAACAGAUAUUCACAAUACACAAUGGAGACGCUGCGUGUAGGCUGGGAACAGUUACUCACCUCCAUCAACCGCACUAUCAACGAGGUGGAGAACCAGAUCCUCACACGCGACUCCAAGGGCAUCACGCAGGAACAACUCACCGAGUUCCGCGCUUCCUUCAACCACUUCGACAAGAACCGCACCGGUCGCCUGGCACCUGAAGAACUCAAGUCGUGCCUCGUGUCGCUGGGCUACAGCAUCGGCAAGGACCGCCAGGGCGAGCUCGACUUCCAGCGCAUCUUAGCUGUGGUCGACCCCAACAAUACUGGCUACGUGUCGUUCGAUGCUUUCCUGGACUUCAUGACGAGGGAAUCCACAGACACUGACACCGCUGAACAAGUCAUCGACAGCUUUAGGAUCUUGGCCGGUGACAAGCCGUACAUCACGGCGGACGAGCUGCGACGCGAGCUGCCGCCCGACCAGGCGGAGUACUGCGUGGCGCGCAUGCCGCCCUACCGCGGGCCCAACGCGCCGCCGCACGCGCUCGACUACAUGGCCUUCUCCACCGCGCUCUACGGCGAGACCGACCUCUAGAUCUUUCAUCAGAUAUAAUUUGAAAAAUCCUCAUCGCUCGAAGGUAAUACCUCGUUAUGGCUAGAGAGAUCAGCUCAGCCGCCAACAGCACUAACCAACGUGGCCGAAGAUGCGGUAUAAAAUAACAACACAAAAAUUAUUUUCUUAACUUGACCUUUGUAUUCGCCCUAACUUGGUCAAAUUAAUGCAAACAAUUUUUGUGACAAAUUUAGUCUUAAAACAGUUCUGUAUUAAAAAAAUGUGCAAUGUUAAAACCAAAAAUGCCAUUAACUUUCCUACCAUGUUCUUCUCCCUACUUUUGGCUCAAAUCAGAAGAAAUAUCCGUAUUUUAACUAUUUCUAUUUAUAUAUUAGUUAGGUAUCUUUUGUAUGAAAUUAUCAGGGAAGUCACAAAGUAAGUAUUUGUAAGUUAAAAGAUGGUGCUAAUGUUAGGCUUGACUAAUGUGUGACACCAAAAUAAGACUCAUUGACAUUGUAAGAAUGUUUUUGUUAUAUUUUAUUUAUUUAUAAGCAAACAUUAUUUAUACAAGUUUGAUUUUUUUAAAUUACUGCCAUUAGUAAUUAUUGUACUUUGAUGGUGAGUACAUUAAACUUUAUGUAAGUGGUUAAAUUUCAUAAAUGUUGCAGGGAAGUGUCACACAAAUUAUUUAUUAUCAUAGACCGCCAUAACUUGCCUGCAUCUAUUUAUUUAUCAUGAAUAUCAUUUUAUAUGAUAAUCGUUUGUGAGAGUAUUUUGGUAUGAGUACUCUAAAUAAAUGAUCUGCCAUA
Molecule: messenger RNA, 3666 nt
Organism: Nymphalis io (European peacock)
Lineage: Eukaryota; Metazoa; Arthropoda; Insecta; Lepidoptera; Nymphalidae
Gene: Actn
Product: alpha-actinin, sarcomeric
Exons: 20
Coding region: 125-2899 (924 amino acids)
Biological process (GO): muscle cell development; actin cytoskeleton organization
Cellular component (GO): cell projection; cortical actin cytoskeleton; plasma membrane
Molecular function (GO): actin filament binding; calcium ion binding
Source: RefSeq, a predicted model, not a curated record